AGCCGGCACCGCCCAUCCGCGUCCCGGAAGGAGCGAGCUUUCGGCGCCUGAACCAGUGAGUGAAAGCGGCGUCGUCCGCGGGCCGCAGGUGCGGCAACGCAAGCGUUAUCUGCCUCUUCUCUUAGGGCUCCUCGAAAGGAGGAGGGCGAGCCGCGUGCGUUCGCGCCGCGCCUCCUUGGCGUUUCUGUUCCCCAAAUAGGGCCUCUCCUCCCGCCGCCCAGGCCCCAGCGUGGACGGGUCGCGUCAGCCCCACAGAUUAGUUUCGCCGCGGCGCGCAGAUUCUGCCUUGCCUCCCCGUCCCGGUCCCUGGCCCCUGCUCUGUCGCCCGCCGCCGGAGCGGUGACAGCCCGGCCCGCCGUUCUUCUGCUGCCACCGCUGCCGGCACCAUGGGCAGUGAGCAGAGCUCCGAGGCCGAGAGCCGACCCAACGAUCUGAACUCCUCAGUGACUCCUUCACCAGCCAAGCAUAGAGCCAAGAUGGAUGAUAUUGUGGUUGUAGCUCAGGGCUCCCAGUCCUCACGGAAUGUCAGCAACGAUCCCGAUGUCAUCAAGUUGCAAGAGAUUCCAACCUUCCAGCCCCUUUUGAAAGGGCUGUUGAGUGGCCAGACUUCCCCAACAAAUGCCAAAUUGGAGAAACUGGACUCUCAGCAGGUGUUGCAGCUCUGCCUCCGAUAUCAAGAUCACCUGCAUCAGUGUGCAGAGGCGGUUGCUUUUGACCAGAAUGCUUUGGUUAAACGAAUCAAAGAGAUGGAUCUGUCUGUAGAAACCCUGUUCAGCUUCAUGCAGGAGCGCCAGAAAAGAUACGCCAAGUACGCUGAGCAGAUCCAGAAAGUGAACGAGAUGUCCGCCAUCCUCCGCCGCAUACAGAUGGGCAUCGACCAGACCGUGCCCCUGCUGGACAGGCUCAAUAGCAUGCUCCCCGAGGGCGAGCGGCUGGAGCCCUUCAGCAUGAAGCCUGACCGCGAGCUUAGGCUGUAGCUGCUUGGGGCCCGGAGCCUGCAACACCCAAACCUUGAGGAUGUUUGGAGCCAAAGUCGUAUCAUCUGACCAGGGCUGGAGUGAUAGCGCGAGGCUCUGGUACUCCCUGAAGCGGGUGUGAAGGAGUCCGGCUGGCGUGAAAAUCUGACUUUGCCCAACCCUUUUCCUUGAUGCAAUUUCCCUGUGUGAAAGGAACCAAACCAAUUCUCAGUGAUAACUGAAGCUGGAACAUGUGACUUAUUAGGAAUUCUUUGACGAACUCUGCAUCAAGAGUUAUUUUUAGUUUUUUUUUUUUUUUAAUUGAGAGUAUAUAGUAUAGUCCAGGUGCUGGAAUAAAAAUAUGGAGACAAGGGGAGAAAUAUGUUACGAAGCUCUGUGUUCUCAGUGCCUGAGGUGAACUUUCAGUCGGCUCUCCGGCUUAGGUGUUGUAAACAUGAAAAUCUAAUUGAAUCUA
Cebus imitator (Panamanian white-faced capuchin) is the source of this 1431-nucleotide messenger RNA. It is a transcript of the gene BORCS5, whose product is annotated as BLOC-1 related complex subunit 5. The transcript is spliced from 4 exons. The record is from RefSeq and is a predicted model, not a curated record. Gene Ontology annotation, cellular component: synaptic vesicle membrane; BORC complex; cytoplasmic side of lysosomal membrane. The coding region runs from base 387 to 977 and encodes 196 amino acids. NCBI's taxonomy places the organism in Eukaryota, Metazoa, Chordata, Mammalia, Primates, Cebidae. Gene Ontology annotation, biological process: positive regulation of anterograde synaptic vesicle transport; organelle transport along microtubule; lysosome localization.